Molecule: messenger RNA, 643 nt
Organism: Hyaena hyaena (striped hyena)
Lineage: Eukaryota; Metazoa; Chordata; Mammalia; Carnivora; Hyaenidae
Product: non-histone chromosomal protein HMG-17-like
Exons: 1
Coding region: 102-374 (90 amino acids)
Biological process (GO): chromatin organization
Cellular component (GO): nucleus; chromatin
Molecular function (GO): nucleosomal DNA binding
Source: RefSeq, a predicted model, not a curated record
AGUGUGAAGAAGAGGAGGCAAGAACAACCCCCGGACCGGCCAAAGCCCGCGCGCCGCUGCAUCCCCGCGUCCAGCGCCCACGUCCCGCCGCCGUCGCCACCAUGCCCAAGAGAAAGGCUGAAGGGGAUGCUAAAGGAGAUAAAGCCAAGAUGAAGGAUCAGCCACAGAGAAGAUCUGCAAGGUUAUCUGCUAAACCUGCUCCUCCAAAGCCACAGCCCAAACCUAAAAAGGCCCCUGCAAAGAAGGGAGAGAAGGUACCCAAAGGGAAAAAGGGGAAAGCUGAUGCUGGCAAGGAUGGGAAUAACCCAGCAGAAAAUGGAGAUGCCAAAACAGACCAGGCACAGAAAGCUGAAGGUGCCGUAGACGCCAAGUGAAGUGUGUGCAUUUUUGAUAACUGUGUACUUCUGGUGACUGUACAGUUUGAAAUACCAUUUUUUAUCAAGUUUUAUAAAAAUGCAGAAGUUUGUUUUACUUUUUUUUUAAGCUAUGUUGUUAGCACACAGAACACUUCAUUCUUGUUUUGGGGGAAGGGCAUAUGUCACUAUUAGAAUAUCUCCGAAGCUAGAUUGAUACAAGGGGAAAAACACCAUUCCCUUCUAGUUCUGAGAAACUUCCUCUUGGUUCCAGGAGGAGCGAUUCCUUG